Messenger RNA from Aspergillus terreus NIH2624, 1305 nucleotides. RefSeq names its product annexin. Lineage: Eukaryota; Fungi; Ascomycota; Eurotiomycetes; Eurotiales; Aspergillaceae. The transcript has 3 exons. Bases 1 to 1305 code for a protein of 434 amino acids. The record is from RefSeq and is a predicted model, not a curated record. Gene Ontology annotation, molecular function: calcium ion binding; calcium-dependent phospholipid binding. Gene Ontology annotation, cellular component: cytoplasm.
AUGUCGUACCCGCCUAAUAAUAACUACGGCCCGCCGCCGCAGCAGCAGCCGUACGGACAGCCGUAUCCUCCGCAUUCUCAGGGGGGAUACCCCCCGCAGGCCCCUCCUCCGCAGGGCUAUCCGCCCCAGCAGCCGCCAGGACCAGGCCAGUACCAGCAGUAUCCUCCGCCGCAGUCGAUGCCACCGCAGCAGCAUGCGCAGCAGUCCUGGGCGCCUCCGCCGGGACAGUAUCCUCCGCAGGGACAAUACGCUCCGCCCCCGCAGCAGGGCCAGGGACAGCCAGCACCCUCCUCCGGGCCAGGCAACGCACCCGGCUACCCCCCGCAGACCGUCGUCCCCGCGCCCCCGUCCCUCGGCUACGACCCCGACGCACGCGCGCCCGGCGACGCCACGAAGGAAGCCGAAGCGCUCCGCAAGGCGAUGAAAGGCUUCGGGACGGACGAGGCGGCGCUGAUCCGGAUCCUGAGCACGCCGGACCCGCUGCAGAUGGCGCUGAUCCGGCACACGUACGCGGCCAAGAUCGGGCGCGACCUCGAGAAGGACAUCAAGUCCGAGACGUCGGGGAAGCUGGAGGACGCGCUGCUGGCGCUGGCGCUGGGGCCGCUGGGCCACGACGUGCGGCAUCUGAAGCAGGCGAUGGCCGGGGUCGGCACGGACGAGACGGCGAUGAACGACGUGCUGGUGGGGCGGACGAACGCGGACCUGCGCGCCAUCAAGUACGCCUACGUCAGCACGUACAAGAAGCCGCUGCUGGACGACGUCAAGAGCGACCUGUCCGGUAAGACGGAGCGGUUCUUCGAGAUGCUGCUGCAGGCGGCGCGGCCGGAGCCCGGGACAUAUUUUGACGCCGCGUCGGUGGAUGCCGACGUGCGCGAGAUCCACCAGGCGACGCAGGCGAAGACGGGGACUGACGAGAUCGGCGUGUCCGCGGUGUUUCUCAAUGCGCCCGAUGCGAAGCUCGUGGCGAUCGCGCGCGCGUUCGAGGCGCGGUAUCAUAAGAGUCUGGAGAGGGUGCUGCGCGAUGAGUUUUCGGGGCAUCUGAAGGCCGUGUUUGUUGCUAUGCUCCAGCAUGCGAUGGACCCGGAGCUGUACCACGCGCGCAAGCUGGCUGAGUGUAUUCCCGAGGGUGGCCCGGUCGACAUGGGCCGGCUGAUCUACUGGAUGGCGCAUCUGCAUUGGAACCGUCCGUACCGCGACGCGGUCAAGGUUCGGUUGCAGCGCGACUUGAAGGUCGACCUGGCGUCCCGCAUCCUGCGGCUGGUUCCUCCAGGCGAUGUGCAGAAGUGUCUGAUGGCUCUGUGGUGA